Messenger RNA from Electrophorus electricus (electric eel), 1787 nucleotides. Its product is annotated as putative E3 ubiquitin-protein ligase UBR7. Gene Ontology annotation, molecular function: ubiquitin protein ligase activity; zinc ion binding. Gene Ontology annotation, cellular component: cytoplasm. Lineage: Eukaryota; Metazoa; Chordata; Actinopteri; Gymnotiformes; Gymnotidae. The record is from RefSeq and is a predicted model, not a curated record.
GUUUAUAGCCCUGUUGUGUGCUACUGUCUUGCUGUUAUCAAGCAACGUGGUAAUAUUGUUGUGUUGAUACGUUUACAUACAUUAUUUUUCAGUGCUCACGAGUGGUUUAACUUUUGUGGGCUGCUCAAAGGGAUGGCUGUUAAUGAAGGAAAGGAAGAUACCUUGUCCUUGGUGGAGAAACAGGAGGAAGAUGAAAUUCGUGAGGCUCUUGCAGUGUUAGCUGGAAGCGACCCCGAUAACUGCUCAUAUCCGCAGGGAUAUGUUAAAAGACAGGCUGUUUUUGCUUGUAAUACUUGUACAACUGAAAGAAUGGCGCCAGCUGGAGUCUGCCUCGCCUGUGCUAACAACUGUCAUGAUGGACAUGAUGUCUUUGAACUGUACACUAAAAGGAACUUUCGCUGUGAUUGUGGGAACAGGACAUUUGGCUCAUUUAAAUGCAAAUUGAAUCCUGAAAAAGAUAUUCAGAACAUCAAGAACCUUUAUAAUCACAAUUUCUUUGGUCGCUACUGCUCCUGUGACAGACCUUACCCUGAUGAUGAUGAUCAGGUUGGUGAAGAAAUGAUUCAGUGUGUUGUGUGCGAAGACUGGUAUCACACAAAGCACCUAGGCUGUGCAGUAAUGGAGUCAGAGGAGUUACUAGAAAUGGUGUGUGAGAGCUGUAUGAACAGAGCUCCGUUCCUCUGGACUUAUGCCUCUUACUUUGCAUUUCCUCCUGUAAGCCACAUGAGCCAUUGUAAAGAGGAUGAGGAUAUGAAUGUGGUGAAGGGUGAAGGGAAGAAAGCAACACUGCAUCCAUGCAGGACGGUGCUAGACGAGGCCUCCACAAGCCAAGGCUUUCAAAAGGAAGCAAGGCAGCUUAUUACUAAUGGAAUUAAAGCUGAAAGUCAUAAGAGGACACAUGAAGAGAUGGAGAGGCACCCUGCUACGUGCCAGUUUGAUAUUGCACCUUGUAAACUACAGGAGCUUAAGGACAAAGGCUCGGUGAGAGCCGGGGUGGGUGCAGUGUUUUGGCCCUACUCUUGGCGCAGUGAGCUUUGCAAUUGCACACGCUGCAAGAGAGUGUAUGUAGAGGCAGGUGUUCAGUUCCUGCUGGACGAGACAGACACUGUUCUGGCAUAUGAGAACAAGGGCAGGACACGGGCGCUGUUGGGAGAAGACCUGCUCCUGACCUGCCUCAGCUCCCUGGACCGGGUCCAGCAGCUGGAGCUUAUUUACCAGUUCAAUGACAUGAAAGCUGAACUACAUGAGUUUCUUCAGCAGUGUGCUGACCAGGAGAAGGUGGUGACUGCUGAGGCCAUCUGCACCUUUUUUGAAGAGCUUCAGUCUCGUAAAAAGAGACGGUCUAGCCCUGGGCAGUACUACUGCAGUUAAGUCAGUAUGGAUCAUGUUACUCUCAUUUCAGUUGUGGAGGAGCUACAAUUUCUCUUUUCUGAAGCAUUCUAGUAACCACUCAUUUGAAUGAGGGGGGGGGGGGGGUAAAAGCACCUUUUCAGUGACUGCUGCUCCAGAAGAGGCCUUUGUCAGAGUCCAAAUUGUUCCUUUGCAUUUAAUAAGCUGCUUGUGUGUGACUGCAUGCCUCUCCCCUUACUAGAGGCACAUGCUGAGCUGAUUGUAGUGGAUGUCCUACAGGAGAUGGGCGUGAGGCUGCACGGAUGCUCUUUAGCUGGCUAGAGUUUUAAGGUGUUGAAGGUUCUACAUAUUUUUAAUGGGGAGAGUGUGUUUGAAAUGACUUAGCAACUGACAUGUUUUGCCCAAAUGCACUGAUUAAAUUCAGGCUAUGAAACUUU